This is a messenger RNA of Pipistrellus nathusii (Nathusius's pipistrelle), 246 nucleotides long. Lineage: Eukaryota; Metazoa; Chordata; Mammalia; Chiroptera; Vespertilionidae. The record is from the annotation of a GenBank genome assembly.
AUGAGUAGUUCCUACUGUGGCAACUCUUCAGCUAAGAUGAGUGUCAACGAAGUAUCUGCUUUCUCAUUGACUUUGGAGCAAAAAACUGGCUUUGCUUUUGUUGGGAUUUUGUGUAUUUUCUUGGGACUUCUUAUUAUCAGAUGCUUCAAAAUCCUGUUAGACCCGUAUAGUAGCAUGCCUUCCUCUACAUGGGAAGAUGAAGUUGAAGAGUUUGAUAAAGGGACAUUUGAAUAUGCACUUGCAUGA